AUGGCAGCCCACGGUCUCCGCAUUGCCGUCGGCGGCGACGAGGCCGGCUUCUCCUACAAAGACACCAUCAAAGCCGACCUCGAAAAGGACCCCCGAGUCUCCAAAGUAAUCGACGUGGGCGUCAUCCACAACGAAGACAAAACCGCCUACCCGCACGUCGCCGUCGAUGCCUCCAAGCUCGUCCUCUCCGGCGAAGCCGACCGCGCCCUGUUGAUAUGUGGGACUGGGCUCGGCGUCGCCAUCUCCGCGAACAAAGUACCGGGCAUAAGAGCCGUGACGGCGCACGACAGUUUCAGUGUCGAGAGGGCGGUGAUGAGUAACAACGCGCAGGUGUUUUGUAUGGGGCAGCGGGUUGUGGGGAUAGAGUUGGCGCGGAGGCUGGCGAAGGAGUGGGUGGGGUAUACGUUCGACCCGGAGAGUGCGAGUGCGGAGAAGGUUCAGGUGAUUAGCGACUAUGAGGCCCAGCAUCAUGCCAAAGGGGUGCAUGAGAAGACUGCGUGA
Messenger RNA from Letharia lupina, 501 nucleotides. RefSeq lists its product as uncharacterized. Gene Ontology annotation, cellular component: intracellular anatomical structure. Bases 1 to 501 code for a protein of 166 amino acids. NCBI's taxonomy places the organism in Eukaryota, Fungi, Ascomycota, Lecanoromycetes, Lecanorales, Parmeliaceae. Gene Ontology annotation, biological process: carbohydrate metabolic process. Gene Ontology annotation, molecular function: isomerase activity. The record is from RefSeq and is a predicted model, not a curated record. The transcript has a single exon.